GACACACGGUACGACGCGGCGACGGAUCCGGCGUGCGGCAAUCCGAUUUUCGGAUGCUUCGGCUUGCCGCUCACGUCAAUUCGAGACACACGGUGCGGAAAGUCAUCGCGGCGCCGGUUAGUUGUAGCUCCGCCCAAAACAGUGUUGCCCGACCGACCAUACAACAGCAACAAAAAAAAAAGUCGCCAAAAGUUCUUUUUCUCCAUAAUUAAAUAUAUUAAAAUGAUGCGGAGAAAUAAAAUAAGUUAACAUCGGCAUGGAUUUAUGCAAAUAAACAAUGUAGUAUAUGUAGUGAUACAUUAUUGGUUGUACGCGGAAGAAACUAGUACUGAGAUGUUGGUAACAAUGGCAGUACGAAGGCAGGGACUGCAAGUAAGUGUUAGUUUGUGUUCCGUGCUGCUGCUUCUUGCUUCGUGCUUUCCGCAAGUCAGGCGUGAGCGAAACUGAAAUGGUCCUUACUCAGCGCCGCAAAAGACUGCUGUUACUGAAAAAGAAAGUUCUUCUUAUUCAAAAAAGCCUGGAAGAAGAACGCCGGCGCAGAUGGUGGGUCCGACCCUCGUGGAGAACGCGACACGCCGAGAGCGAGUUUUUCACCACGAUGGAAAAAAUGCGGGAUGGCGACAUCGACUACUUCAAAAAAUACUACCGCAUGGUUCCCCAGCAGUUUGAUUUCCUGCUAAGUCUUGUUGGAAGGGACCUGCAAAGGCUUUAUUGCAUUAGGGAGCCCAUUUCAUCAGCGGAACGACUGGCCAUGACGCUCAGGUAUUUGUCUUCUGGAGACCUGAUUCAAGACAUUGCACUCUCCUUCCGAGUGGGCAUAUCCACUGCACGCCUGGCUGUCAGAGUCACAUGCAAGGCGCUGUGGCACAGGCUUCAGCCAAUAUACAUGCCCAAGCCAGACGCUGCUGCGUGGCUGCACACUGCUGAGGGGUUCUCUCGCACAUGGCAGUUCCCAAACUGCAUUGGUGCAGUUGAUGGAAAACACAUCCACAUCAAGCGGCCCAAGAACUCUGGCACCAUGUAUUUCAAUUAUAAGGGCACAUACUCCAUCGUCCUCCUUGCCAUAGUCGAUAGUGACUACAAGUUUUUGGUCGUGGAUAUUGGCGCCUAUGGCAAGCAGAGCGAUGGAGGAGUCCUCCACCAGUCGCAGUUUGGGCAGCGCUUGGAGCAAGGCCAGUUGCAGCUGCCGAGAAGCUUGGCCUUGCCAAACACCAUGCAGCAAGCUCCGUGUGUGUUUGUCGGGGACGAGGCUUUCCAGCUCCGGCCAGACUUCCUGAGGCCAUACCCUGGACGAGAGCUCGAAGACAGGAAACGGAUCUUCAACUACCGCCUGAGCAGAGCAAGGAGGUGCGCAGAGAACGCCUUCGGUAUCCUCGUGACACGCUGGAGGAUUCUUGAAAGGGCAAUGGGGGAAGAUCCCAAGAAUGCUGAAGAGGUCGUCAAAGCCCUUUGUGUGCUGCACAAUUUCCUGAUGCACAGACGCACAGAGGGUGAUGAUGCGUACUGUGGUCCUGCAUAUGCCGAUUCUGUCAAUGGAUUCGGGCACCAACGGUCUGGCCAGUGGCGUGAGCAGCUCGCACAGCCACCGUUGCCAGUGGCUCGCACCCAGGCACGUAAUUUUGCCCAAGCAGCUCGGCAUGUGAGAGAAACAUAUGCCAACUACUUCAGCAGUACUGCAGGAAGUGUGUCCUGGCAGGAUGCAGUACUGAGGUAGCACGUGGCUUUAUUUGCAUGUAUUGAGAAGGCAUACUGUAGGAGGCUUUAAUGUUUUCAUGUGUGUUAUGCAUUUUCAUGCCUGGCAAGAUCAAAAGUCAGGAGACUUUUCAUUU
Messenger RNA from Dermacentor andersoni, 1829 nucleotides. RefSeq lists its product as uncharacterized. The record is from RefSeq and is a predicted model, not a curated record. Lineage: Eukaryota; Metazoa; Arthropoda; Arachnida; Ixodida; Ixodidae.